Molecule: messenger RNA, 1584 nt
Organism: Funneliformis caledonium
Lineage: Eukaryota; Fungi; Glomeromycota; Glomeromycetes; Glomerales; Glomeraceae
Source: the annotation of a GenBank genome assembly
AUGAGAUGCACUUUGCAGGAAAAAAAUUCUGCAACACCUAUAAGGUGGGACACUACAUGCGAUGCUCAGAUCCUUAGUUACGUGGAUGAAGACGACAUAAAAACCUUUCACUCAUUAUCACUAGUUAAUAGAACAUGGUGUCAACUCGCGAUUCGACAUUUAUGGAAAAAACCGUUCAGCAUUAAAAAAGGUUCACCGAAAAAUCUUUACAAGAUCAUUCCAAUCAUUUUAUCAUACCUCGAUGAACAACAAACAUCCGUCCUUAAAAUACAAAAAACAAAAGUUAGAACGAGAAGCUCGAAGAAUUAUAUGACACCGCCAUCAAUUAAUUACCCCUCAUAUAUAAGACAAUUAGACUUUAAUAAAUUAUUUUCAUUAAUAACGGAAUGGAUAAAUAAAUCACAUAGACCAAAAUUUAAAAAAAACUAUUUUAUUAAGAAUAGUGACAAGUUUACUUUUGAUUUUUCAAUUUUCGAAGAAGAUGAAGAAUAUGAGUUAAAUUUUAGUUAUGAUCGUUUUAUUGAACGAUGUUGUUUGAAAGAUCAAGAAAAGUUGGCCUUUUUCGAAUACAUUUUUAAGAUCAUUAUAGCGAAAAGUAAGGGGAUCGAAAAGCUCUUUGUUGAAAUUUAUCAUGAAGAUAAUGAAAUACCUUACACGAUACCCAAAGAUUUCUUUGGAUAUAUUUUUAGGUUAAAAGAUGUCGCGAGAUGUUUUUCGGGAUUAUCGGAAUUCACAUGCGAAGGGAAUUUUCAUAAGGCAUCAUUAAUUAACGAGAUUAAAAAGUAUUCUCACGAGAUUAAAAAAUUAAACAUUUGUCCUUGGGAUAGAAAUUAUGUUAAUGAUUUAAAACCAAAGAAAGAUUUAAAAGAAUUAUUAAAAGUACAAAAAAAUCUCAAAUCAUUCUCAUUUUCAGUUGAUUCGGAUAUUGAAAAUAAUAUUAUAGAGAAACUCUCUUUUGAUAGAGUUUAUUUUGAUGAACCAAUUAAUGCUUUAGGUAAAAUCAUUUAUCCCGAACUUGAGGAAUUAAUAUUUUUUAAUUGUGUAUUUUUGAAUCAAUCUAUAGAUAUGUUGAAAGAAUUUUUUAAGAAGAAUGGAAAUAAUUUAAAAAUUGUUCAAUUAAAUCAAAAUAAUUCGGAUAUUCCUGGUAUACUUGAUUAUAUAUCAAAAUAUUGUUUCAAUCUAAAUGAUCUCUGUGUAAAUAUUGAUAAUCAAUCUGAUGUUGAUUCACUUUUUAAGAUUUUACAAUCCAAGAAUAAUUUAAGAUUACUUAACGUUGGGUAUUGUAAUAAUGAUAAACCAAAAUUUAAGGCUAAUGAAUUUAUGAAAGAAUUCACCGAAAUUUUUUCCACAACGAAAAUUGUAAAGUUGGAUAUCAGUAAUUGGGAAAUCUCUCUUGAUAUCUUUAAGAAUUUCUUUGAAAGAUCCGGAGAAUUCUUAAAAGUUUUUGAGGGUUCUUGUAUCGGAGACAAGAAAGAAUUGGAAGAUGUAAUUCAAUCAACCUCAGAAUUACAUAAUAGAAUUUUGAAAAGUUUUGUGGUCAUAGAAAAUGGUGAAUUCAAAAAUGUUAAGAUCGUGUGGAAAUAA